Messenger RNA from Gracilinanus agilis (Agile Gracile Mouse Opossum), 2449 nucleotides. RefSeq names its product solute carrier organic anion transporter family member 1B3-like. The transcript is spliced from 14 exons. The record is from RefSeq and is a predicted model, not a curated record. The coding region runs from base 1 to 2109 and encodes 702 amino acids. Gene Ontology annotation, biological process: transmembrane transport; sodium-independent organic anion transport. Gene Ontology annotation, molecular function: protein binding. Gene Ontology annotation, cellular component: membrane. NCBI's taxonomy places the organism in Eukaryota, Metazoa, Chordata, Mammalia, Didelphimorphia, Didelphidae.
AUGGAGACAAAGAAAGAUAUUUUAGAUUCCAGAAAGGUCUCACAUCAAUAUUCAACCAACCAAACAAAUGUGGAGUCUUCAGGCAAGAAGAAAACUAAGUGCAGUAAUGGCUUUAAGAUGUUUAUGGCUGCCCUUGCAUUCAGCUUUAUUUUGAAAGUAUUAGCAACGAUUUUCAUGAAAAGUUCUAUCACUCAGAUAGAAAGAAGAUUUGGCCUAACAACAUCUAAAGCUGGGUUAAUUGAUGGAAGUUUUGAAAUAGGGAAUUCACUGUUGAUUACAUUGAUAAGUCAUUAUGGAGCCAAAUCUCACAUACCAAGAGUAAUUGGAACUGGAUGUAUCGUUAUGGGAAUUGGAAGUAUUUUAAUUGCAAUACCUCAUUUUUUCAUGGGAUAUUAUAGGUAUGAUACAUCAUUAAAUGUCAAGACACUUAACUCAACAGUAAGCUACAUUCCUUGCAAAACUGAUCAAUAUUCAGCUGGAAAUAUGACAUCACAAAUAAUAUUAGAAUCAGGUUGCAAAAAUGAAUCUAGUUCACCAAUGUGGAUUUAUGUAAUGAUGGGGAACAUCCUACGUGGUAUUGGGGAAACUCCACUUCAACCCCUGGGAAUAACAUAUAUUGAUAAUUUUGCUAAUGAAGGACAUGCUUCUUUUUACAUAGGUAUUUUGCAAUCAUUAUCAGCUUUGGGCCCAAUACUAGGAUCUCUACUAGGAGCUUUAUGUGCAAGACUAUAUGUGGACAUUGGAUAUGUAGACCUAAGCACUAUAACAAUAAAGCCAAACGAUUCCCGUUGGGUUGGUGCUUGGUGGCUUGGCUUUAUCAUAACAGGUACUCUUAUGAUUUUUUCUGGAGUACCAUUCUUUUUCAUUCCUAAGAGCCAGAAGAAACCAAGAACUGGAAGUAAAGUUCCAGAAUCUGUGGAUAUACCAGAUAUCAAUGACAGAAGUAGCCAACAGCUGAAUUUUAAACAUCUUGAGCAAGCAAAGAAUCAUCGAGGUUUAUCAGGUUAUUUGCAUGCCUUGAAGUGUAUUCUUAGUAACAGGUUGUACCUCAUCUUCUUAAUUUCAUCUACAUUGGCAUUUACUGGUUCGAUUGGGACUAUAACAUAUCAACCAAAAUAUUUAGAACAGCAAUAUGGAGAGUCAAUUUCUAAAUAUAACUUAAUAUUUGGAUUAGUGAUAAUUCCUUUGACUGGUAUAUCAGUUUUUCUGGGAGGAUAUAUUCCUAGAAAAUGGAAAUUAGACGUAAUUGGAAUUGCCAAAGUGCUCUUUAUUUCCCAAUUUUGUGGUUACAUUUCAGAAUUAUUGAUUUUGUCAUUAAACUGUGGAAACAGACCAAUAGUUGGACUAACAGUAACCUACAAUGGAGAUGACCCAGGCAUAUAUCCUCAAAACAUCCCAUUUCCUUUCUGCAACUCAGACUGUAAUUGUGAUGCCAAUCUAUGGGAUCCUGUUUGUGGGGACAAUGGACUCACUUAUAUAACACCAUGUUUAGCUGGAUGUAAAUCUUCAGUAGGCCACGGAAAGGACUUGGUAUUUCAUAACUGUAGCUGUGUUGAAAUUAACAAUUUCCAGUCACAAAACACCUCGGCCUAUUUGGGAGAAUGUUCAAGGACAGCUGAUUGUUCAAGAAAGUUUAUUUAUUAUAUGGCAGUGCAAUCUUUGGCAUACUUUUUCUAUUCAUUGGGAUAUACUCCUGGAACUAUGCUGAUUUUUAAGAAUGUUGAGCCUGAGCUGAAAUCCCUUGCAAUAGGUUUUUAUGUAUUAAUCUUGCGAACAAUAGGUGGAAUGCUGACCCCUAUUUAUUUUGGAGCAAUAAUAGAUUCAGCAUGUCUGAAAUGGGCCACUAAUACUUGUGGAGAUCAAGGAGCUUGUAGAGUAUAUCACUCUGUAUCACUUAGAAACAAAUUCACUGGCUUCAUUUUAGGAAUUAAAGUGCCAGUAUUCAUCUUAUUUAUCUUUUUAUUCAUUAAUAUGAAGAAAAAAUAUGAAGAAAACACUGGAAUUUCUAAAAACGGAAGAAGAAAUAUGGAUGACUUAAACAUUAAAGAAUCUUUAAACAAUGAACAGUUGGGACCUUUUGCUAUUUCAGACAAUGAAACAUAUUUGUAAAAAACGUACGUUACUUGUUCACAACCAAGUCUUUUGUAUCCUUCUUGAGAUCCAGAAGAAUCAGAAUCCACAAUAGAAGUUAUGAUCAGAUCUUUGACUCAGUUAACCUCCUCCUUUUGAACAGAAGUUCAGGAGUAAUGUUGUUCCUUUUUCCUGAGAUUUCUGACGUGUUUACUUCAUAGAGUAUUAAUUAAAAAUGUCAAGCUGACAGUGACAAAAACCUAAAUGAAAAGAUGAUGAAACAUAUCUUGUUUUCAGUAUAGCCCUUUGAUUGUAAUGAAGAUAUAUAGUGCAUCUUCCAUCUAUCAAUAAAGGUAAUUUAUGAGAUUAAUAAAUAACU